Molecule: messenger RNA, 3110 nt
Organism: Verruconis gallopava
Lineage: Eukaryota; Fungi; Ascomycota; Dothideomycetes; Venturiales; Sympoventuriaceae
Exons: 3
Coding region: 664-2961 (765 amino acids)
Biological process (GO): regulation of DNA-templated transcription; DNA-templated transcription
Molecular function (GO): DNA binding; zinc ion binding; DNA-binding transcription factor activity, RNA polymerase II-specific
Source: RefSeq, a predicted model, not a curated record
CACAUUUCCGAGUCUCUCGGUCUGGUCGAAUUGGCAGUGUUCACGUCUCGUCGCUACUAUGGACUCGGCUGCCGUUGGCCUUACCCAGCAGUCCGGGGCUUCCGGGGUUCAGAAUCCAUUCGUUUGCACGUGCUUUCCCCAGAAAAUUUCUCGAGAACCCCUUGGCUAGGAGUUGAGGAUUUUCAAGCGAGGCAGUGUUAGACAUGCUUUUGCUUGUUGCUUGACUAUUGCUUCAACUUCUAGUCCCAACCACGGACGGUAGUUACAUGUCCUAACCAAUGGCACAGGCAACAUCUGUAAGAAGACGUACACGGUAGGACGUCUACGUUGCCCGUUUUGCAAUCCAGCUGACUAAUGUUCCACUCCUUAACUUAGAGGCUAGACCACUUGGGUCGACAUUACCGAACACAUACGGCCGAAAAGCCGUUUACAUGCGACAAAUGUGGGAAAAGCUUUGCUCGAGUUGAUCUUCUGAGACGACAUCGCAAUAAUCAUAUCGAUGGAGAGGUCAAAAAAGCACCGACGCGGCACCGAACAGCUCGAGCUUGCCUCGCCUGCGCUGAAGCGAAGUUAAAAUGUAGUGAUUCUAGACCAUGUGAACGUUGUAGUUCCAAGGGUCUUUCCUGCGAAACAGGCGCUGCGCCAACUCGUCAACCAAACGACAUGAAUUCUCCAAGGACUCAGAGCAUCUCAGAAACCUACGAAGACCAUGAGCAAAACGCGAACUCGACAACAGUCCAUCCUGCUGUUGGGCAAUUUCCGCAAAUGCAGACCCCGAACUCUUCAAUUGGAGGUCAGAAUGCCCCACCACUGCUCACACCAACGAGUGCUAUUUCAAACGUGAUGGAUCAAUCGAUAAAUGCGCAGCCUAUAAUGGAGCACCCUGUAGCGGCUAUUAACUUCGACCUACCGUAUGAUCUAGAGGACUUCAACGACUUUGACACGACGAUGGGCAGCUUUCUCAAGGACAUAAUGGCACCUGUAGCUUCCAGUACUUUUGAAGUAGACGAUACCAUGAUGCCCGAUGUGUUAGAUUUCACAUUUGAUGAUUUCAUGGACUAUCCGCUUGGUAUAUUGGAUCGCAGCAUUGGAUCUCAGGUCGUACCUCAAACAUCACUUCAACAAAGGAGCAGCGACAAUUCUCGAAGUCAUGGACCAAGUGGAACUUUGACUCCUAAUGUACGAAAAGCCGCAGAUCUUGGUCAGCAAGCGUUUCGAGAGUCUAUGUGGUUAUGGACUCCAGGGAAAGAAGACCGACGAACAGCAGAUCAAGCAUUCUUGACACUUCCGUCGUAUGCUAUCACGGAAGCUCGAUCCCCAGAUGCCCCAUUUCCUUGUCAUCUAUCGCUAGCAACUCGUGAUCGGUUGCUCGCUUGCAUCCUAAGAUUUUGUGAGCGUGAUGUACAACGACAAAUUGUCGCCCGAUUUCCAUCGACCGAAUUGCUUUCUGCUAUCAUCGAAACUUUUACUGCUUAUCAUGGAAAACAAGUCCUAUCAUGGAUACACCUACCUACUCUGGACUUUGAGGAGCUUCGAGAGGAGCUUCUACUUUCACUCAUUGCAUCUGGCGCUGCACGGUCUAGACAUCCUGACGUUCGUAAACUAGGCUUUGCGAUGCAGGAGACAGCUCGACAUGCUGUUGCGGACAUGUUCGAAGAGGACAACAGGAAUACAAGAGAGCUCCGUGCAAUGCAAACAAACGCCCUGCACCUUCAGGUCGGCAUGUGGUCAGGAAUUCGUCGCAAGAUCGAAAUAGCGGAAAGCUUCAUGCUACCAUUCAUCACUAUGCUCCGAAGAGCUGGUCGUUUUCGCCGGAAGACUGGGUCACUUCCUGAGCAUAGCGAUGAUCCAACUGCAAAUGAAGUACGAUGGCGACAAUGGAUGGAAAAUGAAUCUAUGAAAAGACUUGCAUUCCAUGCUCUAUAUGAAGAUACGUGCAUCUCGAUAUCUCUUCUAAGCCCGCCUCUAAUCAACCCUUUGGAGAUCCUGCUUGAGCUACCAUGUCCGAAAGAUUUAUGGGAAGCCCCUUCAGCGGACGAUUGGAGACGUGUUCUUCUGGCAAAUCCUGCUCUCUCGAGUACAAGAGCUCCAACAUUUCGAUCUUGCCUGGCAGACAUUGGUUUCUUGACCAACAAUCAGGCUUUAGUUGACGCACAAAUGAGUUUCAUGCUGGUUGUUUGCUCUGUCUGGUCACGUGUUUGGCAUUGGCGACAGAUGAAAGCGAUGUCCACCAUUUCCAGCAAUACCAAUGCACUUCCGGUAUCAUCCUACCAUCAAGAGCUUGUCAACAUGUGCAAACAGUUGUCGCUCAGUGAUGCGGAUAUUCAGGGUGGCAUCGGAGCACAUCCUUUUUUGUUGCUUGAAGUAUGUCAGUUGCACUUACAUGUUUCGUUGGAAGACAUUCAACUCUUCGCAGGAAAAGAAGGGCAUGAGGAAGCAAGAAAAACCGUGGCUUCUCUGCGCUCAUGGACGAAACUGUCAGACGCACGUCAAGCAAUAUAUCAUGCCGGCCAGAUCUUGAAACAUGCAUCGCGAUACCCUUUUGGCUUCUUGACUGGAUUUCCCGCUAUUGCGGUGUAUCACGCAAGCCUCGUCCUUUGGGCAUAUGCUGUGUUGACAGAACCAGAAUCAGUUUUGCAGUCUUGUAAUGAGGCUUCACCUUCGUUACGCGAAUUCGAGCUUGUAGUGCUUGACGGUGAGCAGUCGCCCGGCAUCACUCAGCGAUUUCUCAUGCUAGGCAAGGGAAGGCCUUGCAUACAUGCGUAUAAGAGCCACCACGAGCCAGAAGAUGGUGGUGUCACAUUUCUCACUGACCCAAUGGGCGUUAUGGAGAGCAUUACAAAUCUUUUGGCCAGUAAAAAUGGCACCGAAUAUGAGAUGCCUCCAAUUGUCAGUAACCUGGUUAAGCUUAUGCAGUCACUUGGAAAGGCGGCACAUGCUAUGAAAAGGAGCAAGGCUUGAUGUCAGCAAACCACUUGUUGCUGCUUCAUUUUAAAUGUAUAAAAUUUGUAUUAAUAUUCUGAAGCCUUUGCAAUGACACAAGCUCUUGCCACUAGAUUACCCUUUUCCUACAUCAAUCAACGUCAAAGUCGUACGGCUCAGGCUUUCAC